CUCCCUCCCCUCUGCAUUCUGGUUGCCGCGCGGCUGCGAAGCUUCUGACGGGGUUCCCGGGGACGCGCACGCCACGCCCUCCCAGCGAGAGGGGCGGGACUAGGCCUCUUCCGCGGACGGGGGAGGUGACUGUUGAAGCGGAAACCCGCCGGCCAUGGAGGCAGGCCUCGGCGGCCGAGCCGACAAGGUCCCCUCUGACUGCGCCGCACCAUGCGCCUCAGCCUCUUCCGGCGCCUUUUCCUGGCCGCCCUGCUGCUCGUGAUUGUCUGGACGCUCUUUGGGCCCUCGGGCAUAGGGGAGGAGCUGCUGAGCCUCUCGCUAGCCUCCCUGCUCCCAGGCCCGGCCUCGCCCGGGCCGCCCCUGACCCUGCCCCGCCUCCUGAUCCCCAACGAGGAGGCGUGCGGCGGUCCCGGCCCCCCGCCCUUCCUGCUAAUCCUGGUGUGCACGGCCCCGGAUAACCUGAACCAGAGAAACGCCAUUCGGGCCUCGUGGGGCCGGCUGCGCGAGGCCCGAGGGCUCAGGGUGCAGACUGUCUUUCUGCUGGGAGAGCCCAGCUGGGGCUCGCGCGGGAACGACCUGGCGCGGGAGUCAGCGGCCCAGGGGGACAUAAUGCAGGCAGCUUUCCAGGAUUCCUACCGCAACCUCACUCUCAAGACCCUCAGCGGGCUGAACUGGGCCGACAAACACUGCCCCGUGGCCCGCUACAUCCUCAAGACCGACGAUGAUGUGUUCGUCAAUGUCCCCGAACUGGUAUCAGAGCUGGUCCGGCGAGGAGGCCGCUGGGAGCAAUGGGAAAGGGGCAUGGGGCCCCCGAGAAAGGCGAAAGUUGGAGAUGAAAAGUGGGAAGGAGGCCCCACCUUGGCAAGCCAGCCUGUGCCUCUCUUGUACCUGGGCCGUGUGCAUUGGCGGGUGCACCCCUCUCGGACACCAGGGGGCAAGCACCAGAUAUCAGAGAAACAGUGGCCUCCCACCUGGGGCCCCUUUCCCCCCUACGCCUCAGGCACGGGGUAUGUGCUAUCGGCUUCUGCUGUGCAGCUCAUACUGAAGGUAGCCAGCCGGGCACCCCUUCUGCCACUGGAGGAUGUCUUUGUGGGGUUAAGUGCCCGACGAGGAGGCCUCGCCCCAACCCACUGUGUCAAGCUGGCUGGUGCCACCCACUACCCCCUGGAUCGGUGCUGCUAUGGGAAAUUCCUGCUGACAUCCCACAAGCUGGACCCCUGGGAGAUGCAGGAAGCCUGGAAGCUGGUGGGUGGCUCUGACGGGGAAAGAACUGUACCCUUCUGCUCCCGGCUCCAGGGAGUCCUCGGCAUCCUCCGAUGCCGGGUAAUAGCCUGGCUUCACAGCUGAGAGGGCAAGAGCGCCCAGGAGAGGGGUGAGGAGCUGAGAGUCCGCCCGCACCCUCACCACCUUCUCUCUCCCGGGCCCAAGGCAGGGGCUGUAGCUGGCUGCAACUGAUCGGUUGCCCUACACCAGAUGCUCAGUCUGUCACCGAAGACUGAGGGAUACAGGACACACCUAGGGGGCUGCCUGGCCUGCCAGCCCCAAACAUGGUCAUCAGGAAGAGCCGCACAUGCUGGGUUGUUCUCUCCAGCCACGGCAGGGGAGGGGCACAAGCCCCUCAAUAAACUUGUCUCUUUUCCUCUUCGA
Messenger RNA from Delphinapterus leucas (beluga whale), 1647 nucleotides. It is a transcript of the gene B3GALT4, whose product is annotated as beta-1,3-galactosyltransferase 4. Gene Ontology annotation, biological process: protein O-linked glycosylation. The record is from RefSeq and is a predicted model, not a curated record. Gene Ontology annotation, molecular function: hexosyltransferase activity. Lineage: Eukaryota; Metazoa; Chordata; Mammalia; Artiodactyla; Monodontidae. Gene Ontology annotation, cellular component: Golgi membrane.